GACAUUUUACUGUUUGUUAGUGACAUUUGGUGAAAUCUGAAAGAUACGAUGACAUUUCAUGAAUUUUUUAAGUGCUCGGUGACAAUUUAUUGCCGAUAUAAUUUUCUUAAAAAAAUUAUGUUAUUCAGCAUUUAGGCAAAAUGCUACCUGAAUUUAUUAUUUCCCUUCCUUUUUAAUUCCCUCUGCAGCCCGCAGUUCCACUCUCCUAUCCAAAACCCACCACCUCCAUCACUAGCCACCAUCAAUGGCGGCCAUUACCAUCACCACCGCUUCAACAACGCUAGCAAUUUCAACCCUCCACUUCACUCGACCAUCAUUCCUCUCCAUCCACCGCACCUACCUCCACUCUCUCUCUCCUCGCCUUCGCAUUUCUCUCACUUCCUUCCCUUCUUCUAUCGAAGACAAUCCGCCAUUGUUGUCCUCCCCCAAGCUUUCCGCACCACGGAUUCUCCACGCACUUCCCACGACGCGCUCAUUUCAAUCGGUUGCCGAAGGCGGAAAGCAGAAGAAGGCGGUUGUGGUGAAGACGACGAAGAAAAAGAUGGUUGAAGAGCCUCGUUAUUCGAAAGCUGCUCGUAGGUUUUACAAUGAGAAGUUUGGGGAGAAGCCUCAGCGUCUUGCUAAGGUACUUGCUGCUGCAGGAGUGGCAUCAAGGAGAAGCAGUGAGGAGCUCAUAUUUCAGGGAAAGGUGACUGUCAACGGUUCUGUCUGCGAUACACCUCAGACAAAAGUUGAUCCUGCCAAGGAUAUUAUUUAUGUCAAGGGAAACCGCCUACCUAAAAAGUUGCCAUCAAAGGUGUAUCUUGCUCUCAAUAAACCUAAAGGAUACAUAUGCUCUUCUGGUGAGAAAGAGCCCAAAUCUAUUUUAUCCUUGUGUGCUGAUUUUCUGAAGAGUUGGGACAAAAAGAAUCCUGGAGAGCCAAAGCCACGGCUUUUUACUGUUGGGCGCCUAGAUGUUGCAACAACUGGACUAAUUAUUAUAACUAAUGAUGGUGACUUUGCUCAAAGAGUAUCACAUCCAUCUUCUAAUUUAACGAAGGAAUACAUUGCCACUGUUAAUGGUGAAGUUCAUAAACGACACUUACUGGCCAUUAUCCAAGGAACAACCAUUAAUGGUGUGCAUUGUACGCCUGAAUAUGUAGAACUCUUGCCUUGACAGCCAGAUAUUCUCAGAUCUCGUCUGCGUAUUGUGGUUAAUGAGGGAAGAAACCAUGAGGUUCGAGAACUGGUGAAAAAAGCUGGACUUGAGAUCCAUUCCCUAAAACGUGUACGUAUUGGUGGUUUCAAGCUUUCCUCUGACCUUGGGCUUGGUAAAUAUGUUGAACUGAAAGAAAACGACCUCAAAGCUUUGGGAUGGAAGAAGUGAAUUUCUGAAGAUGGACUAGUUUUUGCCAACUUGGCUAACCAAUGAGCAACUUCUGCACGACUAAUCAGAAAUGUGAUGUCUUAUCAGCAAAGGAUGACACUACAUUUUGGAGCCUCCGAGAAUAUGUCGCUGUAAUUUCUUACAUGCUGAGGCCUGCUCAUGUGGAGAUGUGAGAAGCUAGUUACCCAAAAAUGAAAGAUGUGCAGUCAAAGCAGAUAUUCUAGAAAAUUAUGCUCUAUAAGAUAGAUGCUUCAUGCACAAUCAAAUGCAAUUGAAUCACAAAUCAAGAUGGAAUCGAGAUGAAGAAUGUUGAUCAAUGUCUCCUCUGUAAAGUUAAUGAAUGAAGAACUUAUAUAAUUGUUUAUUGCAGUAAUAUUUGCUAGUAUUGCGUAUACCAAUUUUGUUAGAGAUUAAGAUGUAAGAACUCUUGAACUGAAUAUAUGGAACAAAUUUGACCCUAA
Molecule: messenger RNA, 1827 nt
Organism: Chenopodium quinoa (quinoa)
Lineage: Eukaryota; Viridiplantae; Streptophyta; Magnoliopsida; Caryophyllales; Amaranthaceae
Product: putative ribosomal large subunit pseudouridine synthase SVR1, chloroplastic
Exons: 10
Coding region: 245-1156 (303 amino acids)
Biological process (GO): plastid translation; maturation of SSU-rRNA from tetracistronic rRNA transcript (SSU-rRNA, LSU-rRNA, 4.5S-rRNA, 5S-rRNA); maturation of LSU-rRNA from tetracistronic rRNA transcript (SSU-rRNA, LSU-rRNA, 4.5S-rRNA, 5S-rRNA)
Cellular component (GO): chloroplast
Molecular function (GO): pseudouridine synthase activity; RNA binding
Source: RefSeq, a predicted model, not a curated record